AUGCUGGUGCACCGUCCACCGAUCAUUGUUUGCAAAGCCUUUCUGCAGGAUCUCUCUCUCUCUCUCUUUUUCUCUCUCUCUCUCUCUCUCUCUCUCUCUCUCUCUCUCUCUUCCUACUUCAUCUCAAACACACACAAAUACAUAUAUAUUUUAUAUAGAAAUUUAAUAAAAAAAAAAUUAAAAUUGAUUUACUUUAUACGAUUUAAUUUACGCCACCCUUACUUCGUUUUCUUCUGUUGCCUUACUUCUCUUUUUUUCUCGUCUGUUCGUAUUCGCUUUCUUCUUCUCUGUCGUCUUUCUUCUCCUCUUUCCUCUCUGUCGUCUUUCUUCUUUCUUCUUCUAGUCUGUCGUCUUUCUUCUUUUCCCUCUCUUUCUUCUUCUUCUUCUUCUUCUUCUUUAUCGUCUUUCUUCUACCGCUUCUUGUCUGUUGCCUUCUUUCUUUUUCUUCUUGUCUGUUGCCUUCUCCUUUUUCUUCUUCGUCUUCUUCUUCUCAGUCUUCUUCUUCGUCUUCUUCUUCUCGUCUGUUCUUCUCCUCUUUCUUCUUCUCCGUCGUCUUUCUUCUCCUCCUCUGUCGUCGUCGUCGUCUUUCUUCUUCUCCUCCUCCAUCAGCUGCCUCGAAAAGUUGAAAUUUGA
This is a messenger RNA of Acanthosepion pharaonis, 633 nucleotides long. The record is from the annotation of a GenBank genome assembly. Lineage: Eukaryota; Metazoa; Mollusca; Cephalopoda; Sepiida; Sepiidae.